Molecule: messenger RNA, 399 nt
Organism: Manihot esculenta (cassava)
Lineage: Eukaryota; Viridiplantae; Streptophyta; Magnoliopsida; Malpighiales; Euphorbiaceae
Product: glycine-rich cell wall structural protein 1.0
Exons: 1
Coding region: 1-399 (132 amino acids)
Source: RefSeq, a predicted model, not a curated record
AUGGAUAUAAAUAAGGAUGCAAUGACAAGAACCAAGAGGCAUAUACUUCCCAGAAAACAAAGAAAUCUACGAGCUCUGUCACAGCUUUGGUUUCUGGUAAUUAUGGGGUGUUUUGGCAAGCGUCGCCAUAAAAAGAAAGAAAACAAACAUCAAAGACCUGCUCUUGCCACUGGAGGUGCUUACCCUGCCAAUAAAGGUUAUCGCAGUGGAGCGGGCAAAGGCAAUGACAGUGGCAACAAAGAUGGUGGGAUGGUAAUUAUGACUAAUAUAAUGGCUGAAACUGCAGCUGCAGCUGCAGCCACUGUUUCCAGUGACAGCACUUGUGGCGGCGGGGGUGGAGGUUGUGGUGGCGGCGGCGGUGGUGGAGGUUGUGGUGGUGGCGGCGGCGGUGGAUGUUGA